Molecule: messenger RNA, 1359 nt
Organism: Trichomonas vaginalis G3
Lineage: Eukaryota; Parabasalia; Trichomonadida; Trichomonadidae
Product: armadillo (ARM) repeat-containing protein family
Exons: 1
Coding region: 1-1359 (452 amino acids)
Source: RefSeq, a predicted model, not a curated record
AUGAAUUAUAAGUUUGAGGAUUUUAACGAGCAAUACGCCCCAAAUGAAAAAAACGAGCAGCACAUUACAGAUGAAAACACUAAUAAAGUAGUUUCGGUUAAUAUUGCUGAGGAAUUAAUGAAUUUUGUAAAUUUAUGGAAUGAAGAUAGUAUCGAUGAUGCCCAUAAAUUGCUUGAAACGAUCGUUUUAAGUAUACAUGAUAAGAAUGCGUACUGUGAUCCUAUUAUUUGUUUUAAUAAUUUUAUGGAAAUAAUCGUUAGUAUGAUAUAUACAAAUUCUCACUAUAAAGAUUCUAUAAUUGCAUUGUAUUGCGUUCAAGGAUUGAUGAAAUAUGGAUUUGAAGAUGAAUUAUCCCUUUUAAUUAAUGAUGAUUUAAUUGAUAGAGUCUUUGAUAUACUAAAUCAAUGGAAUACUGAAGAGGUUGCUACAUGUAUUGAAAUGUUGAAUCUAAUAGUCAAUACGGAUCCUGAUUUUUCGAACGAAAUUGCAAAAAGAAUUUUAAUUCCAUUAUUUGAUAGAGCAUUUGGGUCAGAAAACCAAAUUCAGACUGUGUUCUCUCACUUUAUUUAUAUUAUAUGUCAGCAUAUUGAUGAUGAAACCACAAAAAAUCAGAUUUUAGAAUUACUAAUAUUAUUAUUGAAGCAAUCAAUCAAUAAAAUUGAUUCAUAUUCUCAAGAAGUCAUAUACUUUUCAAUUGGAUUGCUUGCAGACACGCCAAAUUCAUUUGAAAUCAUAGAGAAGCAUAAUUUCAACAAAGAUAUAUGGAAAUACAUAGACACUUCAAUUUCUUACCCAGAACGACUUUUUGAAGUACUCACACACUUAGUCAUCAAUGCCCCAAUUUUGUUUGAAUUAGUUACUGAAAUAACCUUGAAAAAUUUACGGAAGAAUAUUCCAGAGCUUCAAUGGGCAGUCUUAAAAUUCUUAGCCGCAGCAGUUUCUUCAUAUCCACAACAUCCAUUCUUUACAAAUUCUGAAUUUAUUCAGAUUUUUUUUACAAUUGCAAACGGUGAUGUUUUCUCACUCAGAAAAUUGGCCAACACUGUUAUAUGUAUGAUGAUGUUCUACUUUUCUCAAGAAUUUUUGGAUAUUUAUCUCAAUAAUGGAAUAAUCGAAGCUGAUAUAGGUUUCCUUGAUGAGAGUUUAAGUAACUCUCGAAUAAGUAAAAAUAUUUCAGCACUUUUAGCACUAUUGGAUAAAUAUCAGUCAAAUUCUCAAGUUAUUAUUGAACGCAUACUUCAGGUUGAUGGUUUGACUAUCUUCUUUGAUAUGCUUGAUUCUGUUAAUGAUGAUGAAUUAUAUCACUUGAUUCAGGUUGAAUUAUUGGAAAGAUAUUUCUCUAAUUAUUUGGAUGAAUAA